Messenger RNA from Urocitellus parryii (Arctic ground squirrel), 3600 nucleotides. It is a transcript of the gene Tmem229b, whose product is annotated as transmembrane protein 229B. NCBI's taxonomy places the organism in Eukaryota, Metazoa, Chordata, Mammalia, Rodentia, Sciuridae. The record is from RefSeq and is a predicted model, not a curated record.
CCAGCCGGGGAGACGGCGCUCCUGGCGGCACCUGCGCCCCGCGGGCGGCCGGCCCGGCCCUGCCCUGCCCCUGCCCGUGGCUCUGGCCCCGCAUCGCAGGCUCCAGGGGGCACCAUGGCUUCUGCGGAGCCGCUCACGGCGCUGUCCCGCUGGUACCUGUACGCCAUCCACGGCUACUUCUGCGAGGUGAUGUUCACGGCCGCCUGGGAGUUCGUGGUGAACUUUAACUGGAAGUUCCCGGGCGUCACGAGCGUGUGGGCCCUCUUCAUCUACGGCACCUCCAUCCUCAUCGUGGAGCGCAUGUACCUGCGCCUGCGGCGCCGCUGCCCGCUGCUGCUGCGCUGCCUCAUCUACACGCUCUGGACCUACCUGUGGGAGUUCACCACGGGCUUCAUCCUGCGCCAGUUCAACGCCUGCCCCUGGGACUACUCCCAGUUCGACUUUGACUUCAUGGGCCUCAUCACCCUGGAGUACGCCGUGCCCUGGUUCUGUGGGGCCCUCAUCAUGGAGCAGUUCAUCAUCCGGAACACCCUCCGCCUCCGCUUUGACAAGGAUGCCGAGCCUGGGGAGCCCGGGGGGCCGCCAGCCCUGGCCAACGGCCACGUCAAGACUGACUGACUGUCCGGGAACAAGUGGGAGGGCUUGGGGGAGGUCUCUUAGGGAACCCAAGGACAAAGAGACCCAGCUGUCAGGGUUACCCCUUCUGUUUAGCACAAGCCCCUCCCGGAGCUGGGCCUUUAGCUCGUAGGGCACACACAGCCCCAUACCCUCCAGGGUGGGAUGGUGUUAGGAGGUGGGGUGUCUAGACAACAGAAGGACAUUGGUAAGGUACAUGGAUCUUGGCCCCAGUCCAGGGGCUGGUGGCAGGAGGCUUCUGGCUGGGCAACAGUUGGACUACACGGUUGGCUUUUUUGGAAGAAGCAGGAUCUAUCCUGGCUAAGGGUCAUUGAGAAUGGGGCAGCAGGUGGGAGGCAAGCUCUGAGGAGGCUUUGGGCUACUGCUGCGGUCACCUUCCUCCCACUUGCCUGGAUUUAUUUGGGCUUUGGCUGGUUCCAUUAGGCAAUAUUCAGGUGCUUGCUUGCAACCAAUACCUCCCUGGGGGCCUGCUGAGCUGCAGCCUAAGAGAGACUGAGCAGCCAGGAGGCUGCUUGUCUACCAUGCUAGUCUGCAAGGGCUGGGAAACCUUUCCCUGGCUCCUCUCCCCUCCCCCAGGGUCCUGCUCUGCUCCCUUGGCCUUCUGGGGGCCCCCGUGGUGCUGGAUUCCCACCAACCUUGGGCUUUGGGAGGUUUCAAUCCCUGUGUGUUCGGUGGUGUUUCCCCUUUUCUUUCUUUCUUUCUUUCUUUUUUUUAAAAGCCUUUAUCACUAGUACCCCUUUUAUCCAUGUCAGCCACCUGCCCCAUUCCCAACUUCCUAACCAACACAGCAGUGGCCAGAGGUAGAACCCUGACAUAGACUUCACCUGCCUUCUCCGGGUCUUGCAUCCACUGCUCUCACUGGCCUGAUGACUGGGGAGGCCCAGUCACCAGUUCUGCCUCCCUGGCUAUUGUCUGAUGAGCAGUGUCCCCCUCCCUGCAGGCGCCCUGCUGAAAAUGAAUUGUGUCCCCCAGAAUACAGUUGAGCCCAGAGGGGCCUUGUGUAUCCACAUUGGAACCUAGAGGCAAAUUAGCUGAAUGGGGAGUGGUGGAGGCUGAGCUCUAGGUCCUUUCUGCUGUCACUGGCUUAUGUUCUAGGCAGUCUAGCUUUCUGGGGGGGGGCGGACGAGCAGGUAUCCCGUGUUGGAGACCCAUGGAGAAUGAGGAAGGAAAAAAGGACUGUGGAAGGCYCUCUGGAGCCUCUUUCAUGGGUCAGGACUAGUUCUGGUUCUACUGUGGCCCCAGCUCUGCAGCUAAACCUCAGGGCUGCCCCCGCCUCCAGCAAGGCUGACCCUUUGAACUUGCUCCUCACAGUGAUAACCCUGCCAUGCUCGCGGGCAUCGUCAUCUUGAUUCUCUCUCUUUUCCCCUGCAGCAGGUUCAUUGCUGGCAGUGGACGGGUGAAAUCCUCACUCCAGGCCUCUCUGACUCUGUCUGCCUACACUCUGAGGAGAGGGGUCCAUCAAAAACCAAACCAUUCCAUGGGACAUGGUUUCAUCUUGACCACUAGGACCGAAGUAGAAAUUAUCCUUCCCCUUCUUACAGACCAUUAAAAAGUGGCUACCACCUGGGGAGAGAAAUUCCUCUUGGUGGCUGUUCCCCUGGACUGUGCAGACAGCAGGGGUGUCCUGGGCUGGGAGAUAGUCUGGUAGCCUUUGUCUGAGUUUGUCCCGUCCAGGGCAGGAUGUAAGGUGUUUCCAUGUCUGUUUCCUGUGCCGGCUCCUCAAAUUGAGAACUGCAUCCUGUGGGUGAUGGUCCUAUUAUUGUGGCCCUAAUUCUAGGAUUUUGGGGGUUACAGGGAGUCAGACUUCCAGUGGGGGUGUAUUGCUGUCCAUAUACAGAUGGUCCCUUAUUGCCGGACACUCAUUUCCUUGGUCCCCCCAAUUCUGUGGUGUCUCAUUCUCCUGCACCCUAAAGACCCUCCAGCCACCACCUUUACAUUCCCCCUUGUACAACUGAAUUCAGUGGCCAGAGACCUCAGGGUCUCCCAGCACAAGCCCUCCCUACUUGUCAGCUAGAGCAAGCCCUUAGAUGGCCUGCCARGUCUCACCACUCCAUAUGUUGCCUUGUGGGCAUUCCCUGGUCCCAUUUUCUCUCCUGGUCCUAUAAAUAUCAAAUGCAGGAGUUCCCGGAGUGAGCAUGCAUCCCUGGCACCAUUCUGCAUUGUGGGCCUAGGUGUCCCAUUGCUCCUAUGUCCUCUUAUAGGGUACCGAGCCCCCAAGAAGAGAAGGCUACAACCCUCAGCCUGACCACAGAAUCUGCAAAGUUCAGAUCUCACCAGGAAUAGUAGAAGAACCAUUGCUUUUUGGGGGGGCAGGUAUCUUCAGGUGUACAAUCCUUUAGUGCUCAGGGCCUUAAAGUUUGGGGUAAUCCUAGCCCUGCCAAGCAGCGAGGGUGCUGGUGGAGAGAGUCUGCUUGCUCUUUAGGAACCUUUGGUGUCCUGGGCCAUUCCAGACUGUGGCACCGUCUCUCAAGUUAGAUUGCAGAUGUGCUGCUUCUCACAGUUGAGCUGCUUUGAAUGUCUGCUAGGUUUCCUGUGCUGUCCUUCCUCAGUGCCAGUGAGUCACAAUGGCCUAUGCUUAUUCAUAGCAAUAAUAUUUAGAGGGUGCCCAUGAAGCCCUUUUGUCCUGGUCCCUCGCUCUGCAUGGGUCUCCUGGUGAGGCAGCUGCUGAGUGGGUCAGCUCGUGUGACAGCCUGUGCUUAGGAAACUCUUCACUGCAGAACACACACCAGGGGAGGCAGGCUGGGGACAGGCCUAGUCCUUUAGCUCUGGCCUUCCCCCCUGAGGCCACCCAGACUCCGAGGAGCUGCAAAAAGGGGCUGUUGAAGUGGUUGAGACUGUCUUCCCAUUGGGCAGCUCCUGAGAAAGUCACAUGACUGGUUUGUGUGCCCAUUGCCUGCUGUGUCUCCGUUGGUCUCUGUCUUUUCCUUUUCAUAUCUAAAAACAAAAUAUACUGGUGUUUGUGUU